Loxodonta africana (African savanna elephant) is the source of this 5091-nucleotide messenger RNA. RefSeq names its product splicing factor 3a subunit 1 (gene SF3A1). Gene Ontology annotation, biological process: regulation of alternative mRNA splicing, via spliceosome; mRNA cis splicing, via spliceosome. Bases 2651 to 4702 code for a protein of 683 amino acids. Gene Ontology annotation, cellular component: catalytic step 2 spliceosome; U2-type prespliceosome; U2 snRNP. The record is from RefSeq and is a predicted model, not a curated record. Gene Ontology annotation, molecular function: protein binding; RNA binding. NCBI's taxonomy places the organism in Eukaryota, Metazoa, Chordata, Mammalia, Proboscidea, Elephantidae. The transcript has 15 exons.
CUGCUGCUUCUGGGCGUGAGAGUCAGAGGGAGAUUUUCGUACCAAGAGUUCCUGAGUCAGCACAAGGGGAAGUUGUUGGCUUAGGCCUGUAAGUUCAUUUAAAAGCACAACACAGUGGUGAGGUAGGCAAUGGGCAGAGUGAGAGGCAAACCCAGUCCCAGAGUCAUCAGGAGCCUGCGCUUCGAAAACUGGGUUGAGGAAAUGCCUGGAAAGCUGUAUUGUCAAGGGCAGUGUGUCUGAGCUGCUGGCCUGAGGAAGGAAAAAAAAGAGUUGACCAUUCUCAUUGUACAAGGACCACAUUCCGCAAUUCUAAAGGACCAAUCUGCAAAAUGGAAUAAAAUGCCAUCUUAGGACUGUUGUGAGGCAGGAGUGAGGCAUUUCAGUUAUAUUAUACAGAUGUUAGCUGCUGCUGUCUUCUCAGGUGGGAUGGGAAUCAGUCAGAGUUCCUGUUCCUCCCCAGCAUGUGCGCGUGCACAAAGACACACACACCCUCAAAUGGAACCCUGUCGAUGGCCCCUUGCAAACUCCAAAGGUCCACAUACCCCCUAGUUUAGCGGGUCCUUUGGCAGAUGACAGACCACAUCCAGCCUACAGAUUGUUUGUCCUUGCAGUACUUUUUAAAAAUUCAAAUUGAUUGCCACUUUUAAAAAUCAGGAGAUGUUGCAUAAAAAUCUGGUUUUCUGGCUUACGUGGAAGGAGGAAGCUGGUGCUAAGUGGAACUGCUGCCCUCAAUCAGGACAUAGGCUCUUCACUCCCCUGAGGUGGCAUCCCCAUCACAGUACAUCAUUUAAUAGUUGGCCCUGUCUUCCGUAACUACUUGAUAAGGUUAAAUCUAGAAAGAUGCUACCCUGGCGGAUGUCUUUUACUGUAUCAGGCUCCAUGCAGACUCAUCUCAUCACAUUCCAAGGGUUUUGAUUAACCUGGGUAUUUAGUUAAAAGCUGGUCUGUGACGGGUUAAACAUUGAGCUGCAUUAGAUGUAGGCAUCCUGCAUUGGGUUUAAGAUAAAUUUUUAAUGCCUCAUAUUAACUCUCAGAUUUCCUCUUUUUAUCUUGAUAUUUUAAAAACAAUAAAUUAGAAAAGCACGUUGGGUGAGAAACACCUACAAUCAUACUAGCACUAUAGUUCAGCUGUCUUGUUUUCACGUCAUCUUUUUUUUUUUUUUAAGAUUGUUGUAAUGACCAGCAGAGAUACUUUCAUAUCCUACCUUUCGCUUUGUGUUGUAAGUGGGUUUUUUUUUGUUGUUGUUGCUCUGUCGUCUUCCUGAUGCUGUGUUGUCUUCUGCUGGGAGGAUAUAAUUGACCUUCCUUGACUUGACCAUCUCCCCUUAUUUUCCAUUUAGGUCGUUGCCAGCAUUUCUGUUCAGCAAAUGAGACUCUGGGAAAUCUCUGAGCAUAUUCUUUCCAUUUUAGAUCAUUUCCUUAGGAGAAAAUGCUGAAUAGCCCUUUACUGGCUCAAAGAGCAUUUUUAAAGUUUUCUUAAACACGUUGCCAAAUAGCUUUUCAGUAAUUUAGUGCCAGCCUCUGUUCUCACAGAAAUAAGUCUAUCCAAGUUUCCUUAAAAAUAAAUACAUAGCCCCAUAUCUAUAGAUGGGUUUAUAGGUGUGAUUACUGUUUAUAUCACUUUUGUAGGCAUUUUUGCAAUCUGUAUACUUGCUUUAUAAACAGGUUGAGAUGAAGGGAACUACCAGGGUAUCACUCUGGGGUAAACCACACAUACAGGGACCCUCUGCCUCACUUUUCCUGGGUUCACAUGCAUCGAUGGAACACACAGUAGAAGUCACCAACAACUGAGCGUGAUUUUGUGAAAGGGUUUUUUUUCCUUCUCCCUCUGGGUUAGGCCUUUCCUUCCUUGCAUUUCCCUGGCAAGAAACUGAAGUGGAAAUUACCCCUAAAAAAGUCCCACCAGCUGGGUUGAGUCACAAUGUCUUUUCUGCUAAAUCUAUUCCUCCUGUUAGAGUAUAGUUCUAAAAUUAACAUUGAGCAACUUUAAAGCAACAGGACAGCUUGGAAUGAACAUGCCUGCCUUCUCAUUGUUUUAUCCUUCAGAUUGUUGCCAGAUGUGGUAAGGCUGUGGCUUAGAAGGCAGUGGUGUAGGAGACAACGAGAGCCUCCUUUUCCAUCAGUCUGUCCUGGGAAGUUCCUGGGUAUAGUGGCCUAGUUCAGCGAUAUUUAACUGCAUUCCUUACAGUAUGGUUUGUAUUUUUUAAGGAGGGGGGAAAAACACUUCUUCCAAAAAUAUGAGGUUCCAGUUAGACUACUUCGCUGUCAAGUUGAGACCACACGGUGUUAAGUCACACCACAGAGUGUGAUCAGAACAUGCUGAGUAACCAGCCUGGAUGUUGACCACCACAGGGGCACGGAUAGCUGUGACAGCUGAUAAUGGGCACAGCAUUUUCUACUGUCUAACUGACUGCCAGGCCCAGGAGCGUGAAAGCCUGAAGAGAGCGGGACGACCUGACUGGCUGCAGCCCUUGGAGCUGUGCAGUGAAAUGGGCCUGAAUUUGAAGCUAGGAUACGACAAAAUGAGAUCAACAACCCCAAAUUCAACUUUCUGAACCCCAAUGACCCUUACCAUGCAUACUACCGCCACAAGGUCAGCGAGUUCAAGGAGGGGAAAGCUCAGGAGCCCUCAGCUGCCAUUCCCAAGGUCAUGCAGCAGCAGCAACAAGCCACCCAGCAGCAGCUGCCCCAGAAGGUCCAAGCCCAGGUGAUCCAAGAGACCAUUGUGCCCAAAGAGCCCCCUCCUGAGUUUGAGUUCAUCGCAGAUCCACCCUCCAUCUCAGCCUUUGACCUGGAUGUGGUGAAGCUAACGGCUCAGUUUGUGGCCCGGAAUGGGCGCCAGUUUCUGACGCAGCUGAUGCAAAAAGAACAGCGCAACUACCAGUUUGACUUUCUUCGCCCGCAACAUAGCCUCUUCAACUACUUUACAAAGCUGGUGGAGCAGUAUACCAAGAUCUUGAUUCCACCAAAAGGCUUACUUGUAAAGCUCAAGAAAGAAGCUGAAAAUCCCCGAGAAGUUCUGGAUCAGGUGUGCUACCGAGUGGAGUGGGCCAAGUUCCAGGAACGUGAGAGAAAAAAAGAGGAGGAGGAGAAGGAGAAGGAGCGGGUGGCCUAUGCUCAGAUUGACUGGCAUGAUUUCGUGGUAGUGGAAACAGUGGACUUCCAGCCCAACGAACAAGGGAACUUCCCUCCUCCCACCACCCCUGAGGAGCUGGGGGCCCGAAUCCUCAUCCAGGAGCGCUAUGAGAAGUUUGGGGAGAGUGAGGAGGUUGAGAUGGAGGUCGAGUCUGAUGAGGAGGACGAGAAACAGGAUAAGGCAGAAGAGCCUCCUUCCCAGCUUGACCAGGACACCCAAGUGCAGGACAUGGAUGAGGGUUCAGAUGAUGAAGAAGAAGGGCAGAAAGUGCCCCCACCCCCAGAGACACCCAUGCCUCCACCUCUGCCCCCUACUCCAGACCAAGUAAUUGUCCGUAAAGACUAUGACCCCAAAGCAUCCAAGCCGCUGCCUCCAGCUCCUGCUCCAGAUGAGUAUCUUGUGUCCCCCAUCACGGGGGAGAAGAUCCCCGCCAGCAAAAUGCAGGAGCACAUGCGCAUUGGGCUUCUUGACCCCCGCUGGCUGGAGCAGCGCGAUCGCUCCAUCCGAGAGAAGCAGAGCGAUGAUGAGGUGUAUGCGCCAGGCCUGGAUAUUGAGAGCAGCUUAAAACAGUUGGCUGAACGGCGUACCGAUAUCUUCGGUGUGGAGGAAACAGCCAUUGGUAAGAAGAUCGGUGAGGAGGAGAUCCAGAAGCCAGAGGAAAAGGUGACCUGGGAUGGCCACUCGGGCAGCAUGGCCCGGACCCAACAGGCUGCCCAGGCCAAUAUCACCCUCCAGGAGCAGAUUGAAGCCAUCCACAAGGCCAAGGGCCUGGUGCCGGAAGACGACACCAAAGAGAAAAUUGGCCCCAGCAAGCCCAAUGAAAUCCCCCAGCAGCCACCACCUCCAUCCUCAGCCACCAGUAUCCCCAGCUCAGCCCCACCCAUCACCUCUGUGCCCCGACCACCCACGGUUCCUCUACCCCGACAGAUGCCGCCUCCUGUCCGCACCACAGUGGUGUCUGCAGUGCCCGUCAUGCCCCGGCCCCCGAUGGCAUCCGUGGUCCGCUUGCCCCCAGGCUCAGUGAUCGCCCCCAUGCCACCCAUCAUCCACGCGCCCAGGAUCAACGUGGUGCCCAUGCCUCCCUCAGCACCCCCUAUUAUGGCACCCCGCCCACCCCCCAUGAUUGUGCCAACAGCCUUUGUGCCUGCUCCACCUGUGGCACCCGUCCCAGCUCCGGCCCCAAUGCCCCCUGUCCACCCUCCACCUCCCAUGGAAGAUGAGCCUACCUCUAAGAAACUGAAGACAGAAGACAGUCUCAUGCCUGAGGAGGAGUUCCUGCGCAGAAACAAGGGUCCGGUGUCCAUCAAAGUCCAGGUGCCCAACAUGCAGGAUAAGACGGAAUGGAAACUGAAUGGGCAGGUGCUGGUCUUCACCCUCCCACUCACAGACCAGGUCUCUGUCAUCAAGGUAAAGAUUCAUGAAGCUACAGGCAUGCCUGCAGGGAAACAGAAGCUACAGUAUGAGGGCAUCUUCAUCAAGGAUUCCAACUCGCUGGCGUACUAUAACAUGGCUAACGGUGCCAUUAUCCACCUGGCCCUCAAGGAGAGAGGUGGGAGGAAGAAGUAGAAGAGAGCAACCUGCUGUCAGGUCCCAGCCACUGCCAUUUAUCUCUCCUGUCCCCAAACUGCCUGCUCAUUUGUUUUCCUUUGACUCUCUGUGGACGUUCAGAUUGAUCCUACAGAGUUUCUUUCACUCCACCAGUUCCCUGUUGGGUAGUAUAGCAGGACUUUCUAAACCACUUUUCCUCGCAGUGGUUUCUGGAAUCCCUUUGUGUCAGAGUCUGGAUUGGAGGGGAUUUGUUUUUUCAGGAUGCCCAUUAGGAAAUGAAAGCCCAGCGAUGGCCCAUGGAAUAGUUGCCUAGUGCCAGGUGGUACUGGGCUGAGAGAAUAUGGUUAUCAUCAUCAUGAAUUAUUUUGUAUCUUGCUGUGGGCUAUCAAUAAACUUCUUGGACCCUU